CUCAGUCUAGUGGAAGCAAGCGAGCGAAACACGCCCGAAAAGUCCAGAACCAACAAACGAAAAAGCUUUCCCCAAUUUCAUGCUAUCUUACGCCUAAGGAACGCUAUCGUGCGCCAACACAGAUGGGAGGAGAUGUGACCGGAACUUCCAGCACCUUAGCGGCGGUACCUACUCCGUCGUUGGCGGAGCCACAGUACGUGACUGCAAAGACGUCGGUGUGGUGGGACAUAGAGAACUGUCAGGUACCAAAGAACUGUGAUCCGCACGCGAUCGCGCAGAACAUAAGUUCGGCCUUAGUUAAGAUGAACUACUGUGGGCCUGUCUCUAUCUCCGCCUACGGCGACACUAAUCGUAUCCCCGCGUCUGUCCAGCACGCGCUCUCCAGCACUGGAAUCGCUCUGAAUCACGUUCCUGCUGGUGUUAAAGAUGCGAGUGAUAAGAAGAUUUUAGUAGAUAUGCUGUUUUGGGCAGUGGACAACCCUGCUCCCUCGAAUUAUCUCCUGAUUUCCGGGGAUAGAGAUUUUUCUAAUGCUCUCCAUCAGUUGCGAAUGAGGAGGUAUAAUAUUCUCUUGGCACAGCCACAGAAGGCAUCUGCGCCAUUAAUUGCAGCAGCUAAGAGUGUAUGGCUUUGGACAAGCCUUUCAGCGGGAGGACCCCCUCUUUCCAAUGGUGAAUCUUCACAGCUUGCUAAUGGUUUUAGUACCUUUAACCCUGAAAUACCAUACGGCCCGGUUUCUGAACCAGCACAAGAAAGCCAGGCAAUGGCUUUUAGCCCAAAUACAUCUAGGAUUGGUGAAGCAAAAUAUAAGGGGAAAUAUGUGCGCAAGACCCCUAGUCAGCCCAGUGUAUCACGGGCCUUAAAUGUGCCAGUCAUGAUUCAAGAAAGUAAGAGCAAUGAUUACUCUUAUCAGUUGGAAUAUACACAAGGAAAGCAGUUUAAGAAAGCCCCACAUGAGUUCUUUGGUGGCACAGGUGAACCUGCUAUCUCUGCAAGUAGGUCUACUCCAAAUUUUUUCCCUAGCAAUCCUGAUCCUUCAGGGAGUAAUGGAAAUAUUCAGAACCAGUAUCCUCACUCUUUGAGACCAAAUAACUUCCCUAUGCAACCAACUUAUGCACAGGAGAAUUUUCUACCUCCUAUUUCUCAAAAUCAUGUUUUCCGUGCUGUGCAUCCUGGCUCAAAUGGCCCUAGGUUCCCAACAGCUCCACUAGCAAACCUGCCUGAUAUCAGUAAACUAAGUGUGUCUGAAUACCACAACUAUGCUCAAAAUAAUCCUAAUUUCCGUCCUCAAAGUGGAGAAGAACUUAAAACUAGCUAUAUUGAAUCUCCAAAUCCAGCUACCCUUAAUGUACCACAGAAAAGCCAUGUUGUGCAAAGUGGCCAGUCGGUUCAUUGUGAUACUCUAAACAAUAGGUAUUUCCAUGGUCCUGGAGUUCCACCUUUAUCAUCAUCCUCAAUUACAACUACUACUGCUUCUAGUAAUGGUACCUGGGGAACUCAAGGACGAGCACCACCUGAAUAUGUUCAAGGCCUUAUUGGGGUUAUCUUACUUGCCUUGAACACCCUGAAAACUGAGAAAAUAAUGCCCACGGAAGGAAACAUAGCUGAUUGCAUUCGUUAUGGAGAUCCAAAACACCGCAAUACCGAUGUAAGAAAAGCUUUGAAUAGUGCAAUUGAGCAAAAUAUGGUAGUGAAGCAAAACAUAGGUCAAUUGCAGUUGUAUGUUCGUAAAAAUGACAAAUUAUGGAAGUGUGUGAACCCUAUAAGUGGUAAUCCUAAUCAAUACCCUAAAGAAACAUGGGAUGGAAUACAAAAGUUCUUAACUUCCUCAUCUGGAAGAUCAGCGAUAAUGGCUUCUCAAUGCAGGUAUGAAGCAGCUUGGACCCUUAAAACGGCAUGCUUGGAAGAACUUGCUCUUGGUGAUGUGCUUCAGAUCUUGAAUAUGAUGAUAACCAUAAAAAAAUGGAUUGUUCAUCAUCAUUCUGGAUGGUUACCAAUUACUAUUACCCUUCCUGAGACAAAAAUUGAAACUGGUAAUGAAACCAGUGCUUGAUCAAAACUAAAAUCGGUUUGGUAGAGAGAAGUGGCCCAAGUAAGUGUUCAUAAUUGCUACAUACUAAAUUUGAGACUGGGCAUGGGUCACUUAGAAUUACAAUCAUAAGUGUCUAAAAAUUAUGGUGAACGGGAGCAUGUAGAUCAUGAAUCAAGUAAGUAGUUUUAGGUUAUUUUCUCUCUGUCUCUUUCUUUUUUUUUUUUUUUUGUAAUCUCUUGUUUGGUGGGAAGCUCUGUUGGGUGUAUGUGGAUGGAAGGAAAGCCACUUAUUGGUUUGGACAAGUAGAAUCCUGUAUUGGCAUUUUCUGAAGCAGGGUCUGAAGCAGAGUUUGCAGCAGUGGCAUUAUGUGGAGUUCAUCCAUUAUGGCUAUUCAUUUGAUAUAUGUGGAAAUUGCAUAAAAAAAAUUGAGCGAAGCCUUAUCUUUCCACACUAGCUUGUGUUAAGAAUGAUAUUGUUAGUAAAUAGUGGAGAUCUUCUGUUCAAACUAGUAUAUUUAGAAGGAAGUGAAGCAGCCACUGUUACCGUGGGUUAGUUCGAAUUGUGUAGCAAUCCGCAAUGUGGCUAAACAUUAUAAUCACUGUUGCUGUAUUGAUAUGUUAAACAACUUCCAGGGAUACAAGGUCUGUUGAAAGAUGGUUCAAGACUGAAACUUAUGGAUACUUGACAGUGCAUUUGGUGUAUGGGAACAAAGUUAAUGGUGGAAAAUUUGAAGCAAGCCUACAACAAUAAUAUUGAAGCUAUUGAAGCUUGCUCAUGGGAGAAAGAUGUUCUAUUUCAAUCAACCUACCUCUUGGUGGCAGAUGUAGAAGUAUAUGACUGAGAGUGUUAUCCAUUGCCAUUUAUGGUGAGUACAUGCUUGGUUUCUGGGUCAUGGAAGCUACUGUCGUUAAUAAAUUUCUACUAUAGUACUGUAAGAUGUUAUCUGAGACUUCAUAAUAAUAUUUCUUUUUUUAAGUUGGUUGUAUCCUUAAUGUCAGGGUGAACAAAAAAACUCUGAGUGCCUGCAGUUUGCAGAUAUUAUAAAUAUGAACUGUUUGUUCUGCAA
Mangifera indica (mango) is the source of this 3096-nucleotide messenger RNA. RefSeq lists its product as uncharacterized. Bases 123 to 2051 code for a protein of 642 amino acids. NCBI's taxonomy places the organism in Eukaryota, Viridiplantae, Streptophyta, Magnoliopsida, Sapindales, Anacardiaceae. Gene Ontology annotation, cellular component: peroxisome. Gene Ontology annotation, biological process: regulation of gene expression. The transcript is spliced from 3 exons. The record is from RefSeq and is a predicted model, not a curated record. Gene Ontology annotation, molecular function: RNA nuclease activity.